AUGAAAUCAUGUUUGCCCCCCGACUUUCAUAAAUCGAUUCCUGUGUUUGACGGUCUAAAUACUCGAUGUCAAGCUUUAGAUUGGUUGAAAACAGUGAAUCGCGUAGCCGACAUAAACCGAUGGCCAGACAAUUUCAAAUUGCAGUCAGUUCGCAAUAACCUCGGUGGUCCCGCAGGACAUUGGUUUUUAUCACGUAAUAUUACGAGUUGGAUCGAUUUCGAAAAUCAAUUCAAACGAACUUUCGUCGGCGAAGUGUUGGUUGGAGAUCGUUGGAAGGAAAUGACGCGCCGCGUUCAACGCAAAGGUGAAAAUGUUUUAGAAUAUUUUCACGAAAAGGUACAUUUGUGUGCAAUACUCGAUUUGGGAUUACAAGAAACAAAAAUUCAAAUAUUAGAAGGGCUUUUUUCUAAAGACCUGAGUAUGCAUUUACUAAGUCGAGACCACGUCGACACCGACGAGUUAUUAAACGACAUUGUCAACUUUGAACGUUUGGAUACAUCACGUACCGCCCGUAUACUAUCGUUUAAUGUCACGAAAGAACCGGUAAAAACCAUGUCGUCCGACCGACUAGAGACACGACAAAAUACAAAUUCGAGUAUAAAUUUUGUAAGUGGACCGACUAAAAGAUGUUUUAAUUGUGGUGCGAAAUCUCAUAUUGCGCCUGCUUGUCCGAAACCACGCAUAGAAAAGGGUGCAUGUUAUCAAUGUGGAUCUACGACCCAUCAACGGUCGAAGUGUCCAGCAUUGAAUCGUUAUACAACGGCGAAGACAGUGGAGGUACCGAGCAGUAAAGGGGUGAACGAGAACGAGUCCAGAAUAAUGAACGUAACGUCAAACCGAACCAAGGCUUCUCACGACCACCCGGAACCUUACGAAGUGACCUGUUCAUGCAAUGUUCCAGUAGACGCGGACACACAGUGUGAUAUUACAUUUGUGGCGAUCAUCGACACCGGAAGUCCUAUCAGUUUGGUAAAGCAUUUGUUAGGAAUGUUUAAGACUGAUAUUUUUGUUAACGAUAAUACAUUUACUAUGUGUUUUUACGUCGUACCCGAAAAUACUAUGACUAUGAAUGCAAUUUUAGGUAGGGAUUUUGUCACCAAACCUGGUGUUAAUUUGUCGUUUAAAAAUGGUGUUGUCCAUUUCGAUUUUUAUGAAGGUGAAUUGAAUAAAACCAAUGAUUUUAGUCAAAUUUUAUGUGUAAGCUAUGAACAUGAAUUUGAUAGCGUGAAAGAAAUGUUGAAUGUAAAUCCUGAGUUAGAUGUGAAUAUGAAGGAGCUAUUGUUUGAGUUAUAUCAGAAAGAGUAUGUUAAUAAAAUCAAAGAGGAAAGUACGUUGGAUAUAAAUCCUAAUUUAGAAAUGAAAAUCGUAUUGAAACAUGAUCAACCUAUUGCGUAUAGAGCGAGACGUAUUUCGUAUGACGACAAAGAAAAAUUACGUAAUAUUUUGGAUGAAUUAUUAAGAGAGGGUACAAUUAGAGAGAGUAGAAGUCCUUACAGCAGCUUAAUAGUACUUAUUAAAAAGAAAAAUGGAGACACUAGGCUGUGUAUAGACUAUUGCGAAUUAAAUAAAAUAACAGUUAAAGACAAUUUUCCCGCUCCACUGAUCGACGAUCAAAUUGACAGUUUAAAAAAUAAAAAAUAUUAUUCACUUGUCGAUUUAAAAAACGGAUUUCAUCAUGUUCAAAUGAACGCCUCGUCGGUACCGUAUACUUCUUUUGUGACCCCGUUGGGACAAUACGAGUAUCUUAAAAUGCCGUUUGGUUUAACAAAUGCCCCGAAAGUUUUCGCCAGAUUUAUGCUACAUAUUUUUUCCGAUUUAAUUAAAGCAGGUGAAAUAACACUUUAUCUCGAUGUUGGUAGCGACAGUAACUAUUUCUGA
This is a messenger RNA of Sipha flava (yellow sugarcane aphid), 1878 nucleotides long. RefSeq lists its product as uncharacterized. The record is from RefSeq and is a predicted model, not a curated record. Gene Ontology annotation, molecular function: zinc ion binding; nucleic acid binding. NCBI's taxonomy places the organism in Eukaryota, Metazoa, Arthropoda, Insecta, Hemiptera, Aphididae. The coding region runs from base 1 to 1878 and encodes 625 amino acids. The transcript is spliced from 2 exons.